AGCGUACAGGAGGAGUGCAUUUCCCCUGGCUGAUCCCUGCCUACGGGAACAACAGGACUAAGCCAGUCACACAUCACCCUGGGGAUUAGUCACAGGAGCAACUUGGAAAGCCAUCCCGGCACGGAAUUUUGUUCCUAUGUAACAUCCGCGACGGUGGCAGCAUGAAGAAAUCAGUACACUCAGGAAUCUCCAGGACCUCCAGUGGGAGACUUCGGCGACUCGGUGACCCGACAAGUCCAACUCUGAAGCGAUCUUUCGAGGUCGAGGAGGUAGACCAGUCUCUAAACGCCUCCACGCCACAAAGACGGACCCCGAACCCUCUCCUCAGGUCCACCGUAUCCAGCUCCACACAGAAAUUCCAGGAUCUCGGUGCCAGGAAUUCGGAGACACCUGCCAGACAUGCAGACUCUCCAGGCCAAAGGUCACCUAAGUCGUCUCUGAGGAGGGUGGAGCUCUCCGGACCCAAACUCCCUGAGCCUGUGUCACGAAGAACAGAAAUCUCCAUUGAUAUCUCAUCCAAGCAAGUGGAAAACUCCACUCCAGGGUUAUCAAGGUUCGGCCUCAAGAGAGCAGAGGGGCUGGGGCACAAACCCCCUGAGCCCACCCCAAGAAGGACUGAGAUCACUAUAGGCAAGCCUCAGGAGCCCGCUGUCCGGAGGAUGGAAGCCCCCACCUCAAAGAUCCCGGAGCUGCCCCAGCGGAAAGCCGAGACAGCCAGUGCCCCUGUGCCAGAGGUUGCCACCAAACGGGUAGAAAUCCAGGUGGCAAAGUCUCCAGAGGUCCCAGUCCCACCUGUCAGGCAAGUGGAGAAUUUGGAGCCUUCCUUGGCCAGUCAACAUCUCCAACCAGAAUCAAAGCCGCAACCAGUAAUGGUUGAAAUCCCUCCAAAGAGUCCAGAGGGUCCAGAGGCAGUUCCCAGUUACACGCCCAGCAUGACGGACGCCGCCAGAGACACCGGCCUCAAGCAGGCGGCACCACCACGGCCCGAAAAGCCGGCCCCCGACUUCAGCUACGUCGGGAUCGACGCCAUCCUCGAGCAGAUGAGAAGAAAAGCCAUGAAGCAGGGAUUUGAGUUCAACAUCAUGGUAGUUGGUCAGAGUGGCUUGGGGAAGUCCACGUUAAUCAACACCCUCUUCAAAUCCAAAGUCAGCCGGAAAUCCGUUCAGCCAGCUUCUGAAGAGCGAAUCCCCAAAACCAUCGAAAUAAAGUCGAUCACUCAUGAUAUUGAGGAGAAAGGCGUCCGUAUGAAGCUGACGGUCAUUGACACCCCAGGGUUUGGAGACCACAUCAACAAUGAGAACUGCUGGCAGCCCAUCAUGAAGUUCAUCAAUGACCAGUACGAGAAGUACUUGCAGGAGGAGCUCAAUGUUAACCGGAAGAGGCGGAUCCCAGACACCAGGGUUCACUGCUGUAUAUACUUCAUCCCAGCCACCGGCCAUGCCCUCCGACCGCUAGACAUCGAAUUCAUGAGACGCCUGAGCAAAGUGGUGAACAUCGUGCCAGUCAUCGCCAAAGCCGACACGUUAACGCUGGAGGAGAGAGACUACUUCAAAAAACGGAUCACGGCCGACCUGCUCUCCAAUGACAUUGACGUGUAUCCCCAGAAGGAAUUUGAUGAAGACUCUGAGGACCGGCUGGUGAAUGAGAAAUUCAGAGAAAUGAUUCCAUUUGCAGUGGUGGGCAGUGACCAGGAAUACCAGGUUAAUGGGAGAAGAAUUCUUGGAAGGAAAACAAAGUGGGGCACCAUUGAAGUUGAGAACACGACACACUGUGAGUUUGCUUACCUGCGGGAUCUCCUGAUCAGGACACACAUGCAGAACAUCAAGGACAUUACCAGCAGCUUCCACUUCGAAGCCUACCGAGUGAAGCGGCUGAAUGAGGGCCGGAGUGCGCUCUCCAAUGGCAUGGCUGACCAGGAGGCCAACGAAAUGUAACAGUCUCGCUCCGACGCCAGGACCCAUCGCGCUCGCUCUCUCAUUUCUUUCCCUCCCUCCUUUAUUUUUAUAUAAUUCUUCUGCCACCGCCACCAUCCCCCUCCCCCGCGCUGCCGAUGUUAACUGACCAAAUAACCUGAUGCCGUAUCUAUCGUGAAGAGCGUGGUGACUGCCAGUCCCCUGGUGCUGCCCGUCUCGUGGCGCAGGGGUUCCGUUCUCAGCUCCCAUUGGGUGUAGCGAGGGGCAGCUGGGUGGUUGAACAGGAUGGCAGGGGCGGGAGUAAGGGGAGGGGAGGAGAUGACUGUCCCAAAUCAGAAGUCAGUCUCUAUUUAUUCUCUAACACUAGCCAAAGUAUAACACCAGGGUAUGUGGAAGAGCCCCCUCAUGAAGGCCUGCUCCAGCUAACUCUACCUGGCUUCAACAGGAGCUGGAGCAGGCCCCGAGGGUUGUUUUAUAAUGAAAUCCAAGCUGUUAGGUAGGGGUGAGUCUCCUCCUCCUCCUUGCUCAUAGGAGCCGAUCAUGAAAUGAAUCUGAUUUCCCUCUCCUCCGUGUCUUGAAACGGCGCCAUGGAGUAGGGGCGGGGGCUGUUUCGGAGAAGAGACAGCCUGCCCUCCUUGCUGCCACGCAUCAUGUCUGUAAAGAUCGUUGGAACCAGAUGGCUUUGCCCUGCGUCACGUGGCUUUUUUAUUUUCUUCUCCGUCCAUUGAAGGCAAGGCUUUCUCUAAGUAAAUGUGGCCUUCGUAAGCGAGGUGCGGGCAUGAGGAUGGAUAGGGAAGGUGAUCACAAACUUACCUCUGCCUCCUUUCUUCUGCCUCCAGCCCUGUGCCUAGCCAACCCACUCACCCCACUCACUGUCACCUGCCUACAUGCAAUAAGCCAGGAAUGCCAUGGGGUGACUCAUGGAUCUCUAAAUCCCAGCCCACUCUGAGAGAAGUGCCUUUGAAUUCAGCUCUCAUGCAAUAGCUAGUUUGUCUGUGCAGCCUGCCAAAUGCCAAUUGAGAUUGACUCUUCAGAGAUUCUUCUACCCAGCUUUUCCCUGUCAUUCAGUGCUUGGACCAUACCUAUGGCGGGUUUCCUGGGAACACUUGUUUAUUUAUUUUUAAUUCAGUGUCAUUGUUGAAGGCUCAGAGUAUGUUUGUGCGUGAAGGGGGCUGAGAACAGAACCAUCUCUGCAAAGCACGGGCAGGGGGCCAGAAUUAUUUGUACUGUGUGACUUGUGUGUUUUAUUAGGUUUUAAAUAAGCCAGAGGAGGCUGUUGGAUCAAUUUGGUUUAUUCCUUUACCUGGGCAACUUAUAUGUACAUAGCCAGUUCCUUAAUCUGGCAAUGCUUUCUCUAGAAAACCAUGUGCGUGCACACAGACCAAGCCCCGCAUGCCACACGCAUGUUAGAAGCCUUCAGCUGUAAGAAAGGCUAGGCUGGUAUCUCACACAAGCUUUGUAGUAUAGGGUUCCUGAUCCCCAACAUGGUCUGUUGACUUAGAUCAGCUACCGUAAACGCCAAGUGUGCUUAAAUGAAACUCCAUGCCAGGGGCCAAUCCAGCAGGGACAGAACCACCCAUGUGCAAGUUGAUCUUUGAGCAGAGAUCCAGCUCUCCACCUUCGACUUCUGUC
This is a messenger RNA of Gopherus evgoodei (Goodes thornscrub tortoise), 3545 nucleotides long. RefSeq names its product septin 9 (gene SEPTIN9). Gene Ontology annotation, biological process: cytoskeleton-dependent cytokinesis. Gene Ontology annotation, molecular function: GTPase activity; molecular adaptor activity; GTP binding. NCBI's taxonomy places the organism in Eukaryota, Metazoa, Chordata, Testudines, Testudinidae. Gene Ontology annotation, cellular component: septin complex; septin ring; cell division site. The record is from RefSeq and is a predicted model, not a curated record. The transcript has 12 exons. The coding region runs from base 162 to 1934 and encodes 590 amino acids.